UCCAAAGUGUGGCGACAGACAUGCCGUCUUACCUUAUGACAUGAUAUCCAUCGAGUGUAACCCGAAGAUGAGCGGGAGAUAUAUCAGGAUCGUGUUAAUAACGGCAUUUAACGCACUGACACUUUGCGAGGUGGAGGUUUAUACUGAUAACUCAAUGUGUGGAGGACAGGCCAUUGGCAUAUCUGACAGUCACGUGAUCUCCGACGCUAAGCUGACCGCGAGCUCCAGUCAGUCGGGAUUUCCCGCGAGUAGUGGUAGACUGCUGGGUGCGAGCGCGUGGAAGCCUGUGUCUUUGAGUACUGACAAAGAACCUUGGAUUAUGGUAAACCUCGGCGCGAAGUAUCACGUGUGUGCUGUGGGGACUCAAGGGAGUCCAGUUGAUGGCGACAGAAGCACAGUGUACAUGAUAGAUUACUCACUGGACGGGAGGAGCUGGACAAUCGAAAACAUUGACAAUACAGGCAACAGGGAUCAAAACACCAUUAUAAAGAACCCCCAGUCAAUGUCUGCGAUGUUUAUUCGAGUUAGGCCUCGAUGGCGGUCAGGUCACCCAUUGUUCGCCCUAAGGAUGGAGGUGUAUGGCGUCAUAGUAGCAUGUACAGCUCCAUUUGGAUUAGAAAACAACACGAUUCCCGAUGGUCAGAUAUCCUCCAAUUCAUCCGAGGCCAGCCACCCUGCCAGUCAAGGCCGCUUGUACGGAGCCUCGUCCUGGUGCAGUGUGAUGUCAUCAUCUGGGUACCUGCAAGUCGACUUGGGUUCAAGAAAGACGGUUACGGGGAUAGCAACACAGGGUGACCACACUAGAGAUAACUGGGUUACGAAAUACAAAGUCCUUCACAGCCAUGAUAACAAGCUAUGGAUGGAGACUCAAUCUGCGGAGUUUGAUGGUAAUAGUGACCGAGAUAAUGUGAAGGUGAACUGGUUUACAAGACCUGUUGGCGCACGUUACAUUCGCGUCCUUUCGACUGCCAGCAACGGAGCUACCUGUAUGCGGAUGGAGCUAUAUGGAUGCAACAGAUACGUCGAAGUUAAAGUUGCACCAAUGAGUGACGUCGUCCUACCUGCGUCAUCCAGUGGUCACGUUGAUUUACAAUGCCUAGCACGUGGAUAUGGCAUGGAAAUCACGUUCCGAUGGACGUUGACUGAAUCUGACGUUACUCAUCUCUCCGGUGGUGCCAGAAGAAACAACACUCACGCCAUGUCUUCAUUUCGAUACAACUUCACAAGCGCAGAAGCUGUAUUUGACGCAUCUAACUGCACUCUCCCAUCUUCUGGUAGAGACGUGUCUUGUAAAAGUCGAUUUCCGUACAGAUGCAUCGCAUGGUAUCCCACGCUUCCUGGGGGUGUUGUUGACUAUAAAGAGGCCUUUGUCACUACCACCUUAAAGUUGCCUGGGAAACCAUUUGCCGUCAAUUCAACCGAAGUCAGAUCUCGUUCAAUAUCUUUAACAUGGAGUUCCCCUGUGAAGGAAGAUGGUGAGCUGAUGACGACAUCGUACAAGAUAGAGCUGGUCACUAACGGAACGAUAUACACAAGCUCUAGCAAUCAGUCGGCAGUGACGGGUCUCAAGCCAUACACGGGCUACAGGUUCAGAGUAAAAGCCGUCAGUUCAAGAGCAGAAGGAGCCUGGAGCGAUGAGGCGCAUAUUGUUACGGAGCAGGAAGCUCCAAGUUAUUCCCCCGAAGACCUUGCAGUUGGUUACAGUGACGGGAAAGCUCAUAAUAUUACCUGGAAUCCAAUCCCACACAACCAAAGUAAUGGCGUCAUCGUAGUUUACGAAAUCACGUGGGUCAAAGUAGCCAAUAUAACGCGAAGUCGUCGCGCGCUUGAUGCUGUGUCGUCGGCAAACACGUCAUCUACGUCAUACCGCCUGACAAAUCUGCUGCCCUGCUCAGUUUACAACAUCAGCGUCCGUGGAUACACUAUAGCGGGCCCUGGACCCUUCACACGACCAUUGAGUCUGAACACACCCGCCCCUGGUGCGGCAAAAGACGUCAAGGCGGUCAUAGAUAGUGGUAAAGUGAAUCUAAGCUGGAAGAAGCCAGACCUUGAUGUCCUUGGCUUUAAGAUUUACUACUCGGGCUCCAAGUCCUACGACCCAUCUUUCAAUCACCAAGAGACACAAGGGCCAGUGAGCAGAACUGCUACAACCAGAGAGAUCUCGGGGCUCGUGCCGGGCACACGCUACGAGUUCAAAAUAAGAACACUGACUUUGUGUGGCGAAGAAGAGUUCAGCAACACAACGGUUGUAGAUACGGAAAUAGAAAAUCCCAAGGCUCCAAACGUAUCCGAACCUGCAACAGUGAAUGGUAGUUCGUCAGGAAAAGCAAACAUCACCUUGUGGCCGGUAAAGCAGACCAACGGACCAAUCAGUUUUUACCAGGUUAUUGUGGCGGACAGGACUGAUGGAAUCCCUGUUGCAAAUUUCUCCGAGCUGGAUAAGAAUCAGGAAGAGUCUCCCGAUCUGUACAUUUCUGCUCAGAUUGAUUACGCAGCAGUUGGUGCAUCAGGUUUUGCAUUUACUCUUGGUAACGGAAAGCUCUAUGGUGGCUUUACUAACGGCAAGCUGGAGGGGGGAAAGACUUAUGAAGUUUUCCAAAGAGCAGUGACGAAAACAGAUAAGAAAUUGUACAUUGGUAAAGAGGCCUUGAUUGCAACUGUUUCUACCAAAGUUUCUACAAAAUCAUCCCAAUCCCCAGUAGAGGAGAAAGGUGGACCAGGAGGGGAGGUUGCUGCAUAUGUGCUGGUCCCUCUCUUUGUCAUUAUUCUCAUCAUCGUGGCAAUCUUUUUGAUGAGAAGGCGGAAGCGACCUUUGAAAAACAACAACAAAACCAAGUCUCGGGAGCCGCUCGAUGUGGGACUAUCGGACAUGAAUCAUAGCGAUGUUGACAGCUCUCUGAACAAUGGUGCAGAAAUAUCAACAGACGCGCCGAUCAGCACAACUCCUGCCCAGCCUUCAGAUGACUCUCUGAUCUACAGCGAGCCCAUCACUGAAACCAAGCCGGGACCAAUUCCAAAGCAUCAAUUUCCUGAGUAUUUCAAGCGCGUCAGUCAGAACAACUACGCCACCCUUCAUCACGAAUUUGAUAACCUAGCAAAUACGAAGCAAUCCUCAAUCAAUGUAGCAAAGAAGCCAGAAAACAAAAUAAAAAAUCGCUAUGGCAACAUUGUGGCAUAUGACCACACGAGAGUCGUGCUCAAAGGGCCUGGGGGAAAUAGAGAUGGACGCUCUGAUUAUAUAAACGCUAGCUACCUCCAGGGUUUUGAUGGAACUCCUAAGAAAUACAUUGCUGCACAAGGUCCCGUUGAGCCGUCAUGUGACGACUUCUGGCAGAUGGUGUGGCAAGAAAAGUGUUCAGUCAUCGUCAUGCUCACGGGGCUGAUCGAGGGAAGUAAGGAAAAGUGCCAUAAGUAUUGGCCGGAUACCAAUCAGCCAAAACCUUACGGUCAAUAUACUGUGUCAUUGUGCAAGAACGAAGCUUUUGCUGAUUACACGGUCCGGACCUUCUUGGUCACGUCAGCGCCAACAAACGAGCAGCGUUUUAUCUACCAAUACCAUUUCACGGUUUGGCCUGACAAAGGGGUACCCCAGUACGCGACUGCCGUGCUGAGGUUCAGGAAGAAGAUCAUCAACGAGUCUCGUCACAACACCGCACAUUGGAUUGUACAUUGCAGUGCCGGCGUUGGCAGAACAGGCGCAUUUAUUGUGAUAGACGCAAUGCUUCGUCAGGCGAAGGAGAAAAAGGUCGUGGACAUUUACAACUAUGUUCGAGCCACAAGAGGAGACAGGCCCCACAUGGUCCAAACUAAGGACCAAUAUGUGUUUAUUCAUCGAGCGGUUCUUGAAGCUCUGGUGUGUGGAAGUACAGAUAUUCAAGCGCCGAACCUUCGUAAUGUCAUGACUAAACUCGAGAAGAUCCGCCCGCGGGAGCAGGUGUCUGGUUACGAGUCCGAGUUUCAGAGACUUUCCAUCUUUUGGUUAUCGCCUGAUGUUAGGGUGGAGUCUGCGUCGAGGGCUUGCAACGCGUCCAAAAACCGCUUCCCAGACAUUCUUCCAUUGGACAGCCAUCGAGUCGCGCUCCAUUUGAGUGUGGAUAAGGACCCAGGAGCAGAUUACAUCAACGCCUCAUUCGCACACGCAUACAGAGAGAGAAACGCAUUUAUUCUGACGCAAGCUCCACUCGAAGAUACGAUCGCCAGCUUCUGGCGCAUGGUCGUCGACUACGACCUGGGUACGAUCGUCAUGCUGAACAGUCUCGACGAGGAAGAUGAGCACUUCCCACAAUACUGGCCCUCACAAGGCGCCGAGGAGUAUGGCGGAAUAAAAGUCGAGCUCCAAGAAGAAGAUGACAAAUCUUUUUUUAUCUCAAGAAGAUUUGAUAUUACCACGAAGGGAAAGAGCACUCCUCAGAGGAUAUGCCACUUCCAAGUGACUAACUGGAGCGACCACUCAGUGCCUGACAAACCGCUCGACCUUCUUCCCUUAUUGAACGAUAUCCAGACAUCUCAGCAAAAGUCAGGCGACAAGUCUAUUGUUGUUCAGUGCAGUGAUGGCGUCGGUCGCAGUGGAACACUCUGCGCGAUAAUGUCCGUCAUAGAGAGGGUCAAAGUGGAGCACGUUGUGGAUGUCUUCCAGGCCGUCAAAAACCUACGAAUCUCCCGACCAGGUGCAGUUGAGACACUGGAGCAAUACAAGUUCUGCUAUGAUGUCACCCUCGCUUACCUCGACUCAUUCAGCACCUAUGGCAACUUUAGCGAUUGUUAAGCAUGUGCUCUAGUGCUUUGCACAUCAGGAGAAGAGAUUUGCACCAUAUCCCAAGGAUUGCUUGUUGGUAUGCCUGGGCGCGCGCGGUACAAGGUCAAAAUGACAGUGC
Molecule: messenger RNA, 4874 nt
Organism: Nematostella vectensis (starlet sea anemone)
Lineage: Eukaryota; Metazoa; Cnidaria; Anthozoa; Actiniaria; Edwardsiidae
Product: receptor-type tyrosine-protein phosphatase mu
Exons: 31
Coding region: 41-4765 (1574 amino acids)
Biological process (GO): protein dephosphorylation
Molecular function (GO): protein binding; protein tyrosine phosphatase activity
Source: RefSeq, a predicted model, not a curated record